UACUAGCUAGCUGCAUUGAGAACAGUCUCUUCCUCUCUCUCUCUCUGUCUCUCUUCUUCUCGUUUGCAUCUUCUAGUUAGCUAGCUCUUGCUUCUAUCUCGUGCAUAAUUUAGAGAAGCAAGAAGCAAGGCCGGCCGGCCGUCGCACGGCGGCUCACCGUCGACGACGUACGGAGAUACGUUCAUCCGUUUUCAUGGCCGGCCGGCUACCACCGUACGACGACGUCGCAGAAGCAGUGAAGAUCUCUUCGAGUUGAUGUGGCAAGGAGGAGGAGGAGGAGGAGCCAGCAGCUUCGACCAGCCGCCGCCGCCGGUUUCCUACCACCGCCUGUCGCCGCCGCCGCCGGCGAUGGGGACGACGACGACGACGUUACUGCCGGAGCAGCCACUAGUUGAUGAUCAUCAUCUCCCAGCUGCUGCUGCUGCUCCUCCAUCGGAGGAAGAGAUGGCAGCGUGGCUCUAUCCGAUCGUCAGUGGCCACGAAGUCGCCGGCGGCGGGUGGCGGUCGCCGGAGGCUCAGGAUGACCGGCGAGCCGCACCGGCGCCGGAGAAGAAACAGAUGGAGAAAAUGCCGGCGGCGGCAUCGCCAACGACGACGAUGAAUAAGGAUGAAACAAGCGACGACUCCGGCGAGAGGAAGAAGAAGAAGGCGUCAUCAGCGGCAGGAAAAAGCAAGCAAGCAUCACCACGCGGCUGCAGGAGCUCACAACCUUACAGAAAAAAGGCGGAGGUUCAAGAUAACUGAGAGGUUCAGGACGCUGCAGCGUCUCGUCCCCGGAUGCGAUAAGUCCAACCAGGCGUCGACGCUGGACCAGACAAUCCAGUACAUGAAGUCGCUGCAGCACCAGCUCAAGGCCAUGUCCGUCGUCGGCUCGCCGCCGGCGCUGCUGUACCCCGCCGCCGUGCACCCGCAGUCGUACAUGCAUCCACCGCCACCGCCGCCGCCGGUCACGAUGCCGAUGCAUCCAGGGAUGGUUCUUGCUGCUCCUCCUCCAGGGGCGGCGCCGCCGCCCGGCCCUCCGGCGAUGGUGCCAUUCGGAGCUAUGCUCCCUUACCCUCCCUACCCGGCGGUGCUGCUGCCGCCGCCGGCGGCGGCGACACUGUACGGACGGCCGCCGGCCCCCGCUCCCGGCGUUGCAGCUCGUCGACAUGGAUCCAGCGGCGGCGGCAGAAUUAGCAAGAGCAGUAGCAGCAGCCUGUGCAAGAAAUUGUAAUUGGGAUGCCAUAACAAACACGCCUGCAAGAGAGAAACAAAAUCAGCCAAAUCAUGCAUGCUUCAAACCGGGGAUUAUUCGUUGUCAAAAUUGAAGUUACUAUAGGAGAAUUAACCAUUUUAUUUUGAGAGCCUUCUUACUCUUCCUCAUGAUGACACAUGCGAAGAGUGUUAUAUUGUUAAUUAAUUUUUGGAUUCCAUCAACUAGAACCUCAAGUGUAUAAUUAGUUAAUUUAUUGUACUGAGUAAAAAAGUGCAUGAGCACUAGUAGAUCUA
Molecule: messenger RNA, 1488 nt
Organism: Oryza sativa Japonica Group (Japanese rice)
Lineage: Eukaryota; Viridiplantae; Streptophyta; Magnoliopsida; Poales; Poaceae
Source: RefSeq, a predicted model, not a curated record